Ascoidea rubescens DSM 1968 is the source of this 606-nucleotide messenger RNA. RefSeq lists its product as uncharacterized. Bases 1 to 606 code for a protein of 201 amino acids. The record is from RefSeq and is a predicted model, not a curated record. The transcript has a single exon. NCBI's taxonomy places the organism in Eukaryota, Fungi, Ascomycota, Saccharomycetes, Ascoideales, Ascoideaceae. Gene Ontology annotation, molecular function: protein-folding chaperone binding.
AUGGCUAUUGAUUUGAACAGUUUAAGGGACUCCCUUGCAGUCUCUCAGGAUUCGAUUGAGCAGUUUCUCUUGAACAACUGCAAGUCUGUUAUCAAGUCGUUGAAUUUGUCUCCUAAUUUUAUUCACCAGCUAUCAAAUCCAAUUGUCUUGUCCUCUGUGUCAACGACGCUAUUGGUUUCAACAUUUCUUAUACUAAGAGGCUCAAUAUACAGUGAAGAUGGGAAACUGAGCUCAGAUUCAGAUUCUGCAUCAGACAAAAAGAAGAAGAAAAAGAAGAAGAAGAAGAAAUUGACACCUGUUGGUAAGAACAAGCUAUUGAUUUUUAAUAUAAUGAAGAAUGUCGAGGACAGAAUAGUGCCAGGAAUCAAUGAAUUUGAGCUGAAUCUAGAAAAAAAUGAGAAUUUCAAAAAUGAAGAGGAAAAGACAUAUACUUAUCUAUAUUAUGAAGAGUUGCUAUUAAAGGAGCUCAUGAAAUUGGAUGGUGUUGAAACCUAUGAUAAUGAAGAUUUAAGAUUAGAGAGAAAAAAAUCUAUUAAAUUCAUUCAAUCAUUACAUAAAAAAAUCGAUAAACUCAAGUUGGAAUAUAACCUAAAUGGUAAAUCAUAA